GUCCCGCAGGUCCCAGAUGUUGCCGACAGUAUGAGGCGAGCGCAGGGGGACAGGGACCAGCAGCUGUCGCCGCCGCUCUCAGAGUGAAGAAAGAACAGAAAUCUUUGUUCCCUGACUUUGGAAACCUUGUUUAACCUUCAAACUGGCGAUGUCAAGGGUUCCAAGUCCUCCACCUCCGGCAGAAAUGUCGAGUGGCCCUGUAGCUGAGAGCUGGUGCUACACUCAGAUCAAGGUAGUGAAAUUCUCCUACAUGUGGACCAUUAAUAACUUUAGCUUUUGCCGGGAAGAAAUGGGUGAAGUCAUUAAAAGUUCAACCUUUUCAUCAGGAGCCAAUGAUAAACUGAAAUGGUGUUUGCGAGUAAACUCAAAAGGGCUAGAUGAAGAAAGCAAAGAUUACCUGUCACUUUACCUGUUACUGGUCAGCUGUCCAAAGAGUGAAGUUCGGGCAAAAUUCAAAUUCUCCAUCCUGAAUGCUAAGGGAGAAGAAACCAAAGCUAUGGAGAGUCAACGAGCUUAUAGGUUUGUGCAAGGCAAGGACUGGGGAUUCAAAAAAUUCAUCCGAAGAGAUUUUCUUUUGGAUGAGGCUAACGGGCUUCUCCCUGAUGACAAGCUUACCCUCUUUUGUGAGGUGAGUGUGGUACAAGAUUCCUUAAACAUUUCUGGCCAGAAUACCAUGAAUAUGGUGAAGGUUCCUGAAUGCUGGUUGGCAGAUGAAUUAGGAGGGCUGUGGGAGAAUUCCCGGUUCACAGACUGCUGCCUGUGUGUUGCUGGCCAAGAGUUCCAGGCUCACAGAGCUAUCUUAGCAGCACGUUCUCCAGUUUUUAGUGCCAUGUCUGAACAUGAAAUGGAGGAGAGCAAAAAGAAUCGGGUUGAAAUCAAUGACGUGGAGCCUGAAGUUUUUAAGGAGAUGAUGUGCUUCAUUUACACGGGGAAGGCUCCAAAUCUCGACAAAAUGGCUGAUGAUCUGCUGGCAGCUGCUGACAAGUAUGCCCUGGAGCGUUUGAAGGUCAUGUGUGAGGAUGCCCUCUGCAGUAACCUCUCUGUGGAGAAUGCCGCAGAAAUUCUCAUCCUGGCUGACCUCCACAGCGCAGAUCAGUUGAAAACUCAGGCAGUGGAUUUCAUCAACUAUCAUGCCUCAGAUGUAUUGGAGACCUCUGGAUGGAAGUCAGUGGUAGUGUCACAUCCCUACUUGGUGGCUGAAGCAUAUCGCUCUCUAGCUUCAGCACCGUGCCCUGUCCUGGGACCCCCCCCCCCCCGCGCAAACGCCUGAAGCAAUCCUAAGAUCCUGCCUUUUGCAGGACUCCGGAUUUUCCAGAAAUAGCAGCCCCUGUUGCUGCCACUGACCACCAGGUAGACAGCGCAAUCUGUGGAGCUUUACUCUGUUGUGGGGAAGAGACUGCAUCAUGGCCCCAGACUUUUGAAACAGCACUAAAUAACUUGGGGAAGCCGAGGGCGGGGGGUGAGGGAAAGGCCCAGGACUCGGGCUACUCAACCUAAUGAAAACCCUGUUGCUGCGUCACCCUGUUCCCUUUGGCUUGACCAAGUCUGACUCUGGGAUUCAGUUUAGGUGCUGGCCCUGAGCACAUCCCAGUCGUGGUACUUCGGAGAAACCUGCCUGCAUCUGACUGAGCAGAACAAAUUGUCAAGUGCCUGGAG
Messenger RNA from Marmota flaviventris (yellow-bellied marmot), 1656 nucleotides. The record is from RefSeq and is a predicted model, not a curated record. NCBI's taxonomy places the organism in Eukaryota, Metazoa, Chordata, Mammalia, Rodentia, Sciuridae.